Messenger RNA from Pungitius pungitius (ninespine stickleback), 4864 nucleotides. RefSeq names its product bromodomain and PHD finger containing, 1 (gene brpf1). Gene Ontology annotation, molecular function: protein binding. The record is from RefSeq and is a predicted model, not a curated record. Lineage: Eukaryota; Metazoa; Chordata; Actinopteri; Perciformes; Gasterosteidae. Bases 667 to 4557 code for a protein of 1296 amino acids. Gene Ontology annotation, cellular component: MOZ/MORF histone acetyltransferase complex. Gene Ontology annotation, biological process: regulation of transcription by RNA polymerase II. The transcript is spliced from 16 exons.
UCAUUAUUCCAUCUUAAAGCCCACUCAACCAUGAAAAACACGAAGUAGCAAAGCCCCGGUGCAUAAUAAGCAUGCCUGCCUUUAUAUGUUCCUCGCAUUGCACAACAUUUCACACGUAUUGAGCCGCAAAGAAUGUACAUUAAUUGGUCGAUCGAUCUUAGCCAAUCGAUUAAACACGUAUACCUGCUCCCGCCCGCCGUAGUAACAGCAGUACCUGCGGUAACCUCAUCGUAGCCUUACGUUAAACUGUCAUUUCGCUUCUCGGUAUCAGUGAUGGGAUGCACAGGGUGAGGUCAUUGUGGAGGGAAACACUGUAGAACCUUCAAUGGUCACUUAAGUCACAUUCGGGCCGACGUCACAGCGUGUGUCACUUUUAAAACAAUAUACGUGUUGUUGUUUUUUACCGUAUUUAAUAAUAAAAUGAUACAGUGUAUCCUUCGGGCAGGCUAGCAUCCCUCUUGUGUAGCGUUAGCUCAGCGUCCCGUCCACCCCCCGUGAAUACAGCUACAUUUAAACUAACCGAGGCUUCCGAACGUUACGGUCAACCGGCCCGAAUGGAACACCGGGAGACGUUUUGGGAUUAACGGGAGCGAGCCGUCCGUACUUGUGAGACGUUAACUCAUGUGAACUUGAACGGCAUCUGUCCCAGCGGUGGCUGUCGGCACGAUGGGGCUGGACUUUGACGUAAAGACCUUCUGCCACAAUCUGCGGGCCACCAAGCCCCCUUACGAGUGCCCCGUGGAGACCUGCCGUAAGGUCUACAAGAGCUACAGUGGCAUCGAGUAUCACCUCUACCACUAUGACCACGACAACCCGACGCCCGCGCAGACUCUGCCCCAGAAGAGGAGAAAGGGGCGGCCUCCUCGCGCCUCCUUGGCCGGCUCCGGGGAUACGGACGACGGCGGGGGCAACGGGGGCGGAGGACCCGGCCACGGGGGGAACACGCCGCAUAGCCCCAGCCGGUCGGACCGCUCUCACUCCCCGGGCAGAGAGACCAUGACCUACGCCCAGGCCCAGCGCAUGGUGGAGCUGGAGUUUCAAGGACGCCUCCACCGCAUCAGCAUCUUUGAGAACAUCGACGUGGUGUCGGAGGAGGACAGCGACGCGGAGGACACCCCUCCGUCCGGUACGGGAGGCGGCGGCAGCGGAGGCGUGUGCAACGGCGGCGACGGCGGAGCCGGCGGCAGCGAGCUGGGAGGGGGUGGCAAGGACCGGCCAGACGUCCCAUCCUCCAACGGUGGCAAAUCCACCCCCAAGUCCGGGAAGCAAAAAGGCAAAGAGAAGAAGAAGGACGGCUCGUCUCACCAUCACAGCGUCCAGUCGGGCCCCGCGGUCAAGCUCCCCGAGGCGGUGUUCAGAGAGCUGGACCAAGAGAGGCCGGACGCCCCCCCCCGACCAUCGUCCUACUACAGGUACAUCGAUAAGUCGGUGGAGGAGCUGGACGAGGAGGUGGAGUACGACAUCGACGAGGAAGACUACAUCUGGCUCGACAUCAUGAACGACAAGCGGCGGCGUGACGCCGUGACGCCCAUCCCCCAGGAGGUCUUUGAAUACCUCAUGGACCGCUUGGAGAAGGAGUCCUACUUCGAGAGCCACAACAAGGCAGACCCCAGCACCCUGAUCGACGAGGACGCCGUCUGCUGCAUCUGCAACGACGGCGAGUGCCAGAACAGCAACGUGAUCCUCUUCUGCGACAUGUGCAACCUGGCGGUGCACCAGGAGUGCUACGGCGUGCCGUACAUCCCGGAGGGCCAGUGGCUGUGCCGCCGCUGCCUGCAGUCGCCGAGUCGCGCCGUGGACUGCGCCCUGUGUCCCAACAAGGGGGGCGCCUUCAAGCAGACGGACGACGCGCGCUGGGCCCACGUCGUGUGCGCCCUCUGGAUCCCGGAGGUCUGCUUCGCCAACACCGUCUUCCUGGAGCCGAUCGACAGCAUCGAGCACAUUCCCCCCGCCCGCUGGAAGCUCACCUGCUACAUCUGCAAGCAGCGCGGCUCCGGCGCCUGCAUCCAGUGCCACAAAGCCAACUGCUACACCGCCUUCCACGUCACCUGCGCCCAGCAGGCGGGCCUCUACAUGAAGAUGGAGCCCGUCCGAGAGACGGGGGCCAACGGCACGUCCUUCAGCGUCCGCAAGACGGCGUACUGCGACAUCCACACGCCGCCCGGCUCGGCCCGGCCCCUGGCGGGGGGGCAGGGCUGCGCCAGCAUGGGCUCGUCGAACAGCGACGGGGAGCUGGACGACGACGACGAGCCGAGCAUCUGCCAGGACGACGACUCCAAGGGCUGGAGCUCCGAGCGGGCCAAGAGGGCCAAGGCCAAGUCCCGGCUGAAGAUGAAGAGGGCGCGGAAGAUCCUGGCAGAGAGGAGAGCGGCCGCGCCGGUGGUGUCUGUGCCCUGCAUACCUCCCCAUAGGCUCAGCAAAAUCACCAGCAACCUGACGGUGCCCAGGAAGAGCCAGUUCAUGCAGCGGCUCCACAGCUACUGGACGCUGAAGAGGCAAAGUCGCAACGGUGUCCCGCUGCUGCGCCGGCUGCAGACCCACCUGCAGUCCCAGCGGCACAUCGACCCCCCGACGCCACAGCAGCCUCCGUCGCUGCUCCCGCCGGUGUCCUGCGCAAUUCGGGACGGCGAGGAGAAAGCGUCGGCGCUGAAGGAGCAGCUGAAGGCGUGGCAGAGGCUGAGGCACGACCUGGAGAGAGCCAGGCUGCUGGUGGAGCUCAUCCGCAAGAGGGAGAAACUCAAGAGGGAGACGAUCAAAGUGCAGCAGAUGGCGCUGGAGAUGCAGCUGACGCCGUUCCUGGUGCUGCUGAGGAGCACGCUGGAGCAGCUGCAGGAGAGGGACAUCAACAACUUUUUCACCGAGCCGGUCCCGCUGGCAGAGGUGCCGGACUACCUCGACCACAUCGACACGCCGAUGGACUUCCAGACCAUGUGGAACCUGCUGGAGUCCCACCGCUACCUCACGUUCGAGGCCUUCGAGUCCGACUUCGGCCUCAUCGUCAACAACUGCCUCAAGUACAACGCCAAGGACACCGUCUUCUACCGCGCUGCCCUGCGGCUCAGGGAGAUGGGCGGGGCCGUCAUGCGGACCGCCAGGCGCCACGCCGAGCGCAUCGGCUUCGACUACGAGGCCGGCCUGCACCUCCCACGGGAGCCCAGCCCAGACGGUCAGCGGGACCAGGAGAGGGAGAGGGAGCGGGAGCGGGACCGAGAAUGGGAGCGAGAACGGGAGAGAGAGAGGGAGCGGGACAGAGAGCGAGACCGAGACCACCCGCUGUCCUCUAACGAAGAUGCAGACCUGCUCCUGCCAGAGAACAGGCGGCGCCUCCCGGUGGAGGAGCAGCUGCACUACCUGCAGGCGCGCCUGGACGAGGUCAGCUUGGGGAAGCACAGCAUCGGCCAGUCGCGCAGAGCCAAGGCCCUGAGGAAGGAGAUCAGCAUCAUCAAGAGGAAGCUGGCGCACCAGCGGGAGGGAGGCGCCGGCAUCGGGGGCCGGGAGGCUGCGGGGGGAGGGGACCGGGGUUCCUCCCUCCCCCAUCACCCGUCCUCCUCGGGGCACCACGACGAAGGGGGAGAAAGCAGCAGCCAGGAGAUCGGUGGGAAAGAUAUGAGUGUGUCCUCCUCCGCCCUGGCUCCAGAGGUGGGCCGUCGCACAUCCGUCCUCUUCUCCAAGAAGAACCAAAAGAUGGCCGGACCCCCCAAAAGGCCAGGGCGGCCCCCCAAGAACCGGGACGCCGUGUACGCCGCUGCGGGGUUGGGCCAAAGCCCCAUCGGCCCCCCUCAGCUGCCCCUGCUGUCACCGAGCAGGCAGAGGAAGAGGCCCCGCAGCCCCCGCACCAGCUCCAGCUCGGACAGCGACAGCGACGACGACGACCUGCUGCCGGGUCUGCCGAGUAACGGGUUCGAUGGAGGAAACCAGCCGGUGACUGAGAGCUUCCUUGUGUACAGGAGCGAGUCCCGCCUCCCGCGCUCCAGCUCCGACUCCGAGUCGACGACCAGCAGCAGCAGCAGCGCGGCGUCGGACCGGACCAGUACGACCCCCUCCAAGCAGGGCCGGGGGAAGGCCUCGUUCUCCCGCUCCGCCUUCCCAGAGGACAGCAGCGAGGAGACGUCGGGCACGGAGAACGAUUCCUACUCAGUGGGGGGGCCGCGCAGCGUCUCGCACUCUCUGGAUCUGGUGUGGGCCAAGUGCAGAGGCUAUCCCUCCUAUCCCGCUCUGAUAAUCGACCCGAAGAUGCCCAGGGAAGGGGUGUUCCACCGGGGCGUCCCGAUACCCGUCCCGCCUUUGGACGUGCUGAAACUAGGGGAGCAGAUGACGCAGGAGGCCAGAGAGCACCUGUUCCUGGUCCUCUUCUUCGACAACAAAAGAACAUGGCAGUGGCUGCCGCGCUCCAAGCUGGUGCCGCUCGGUGUGGACCAGGAGCUGGACAAGGAGAAGAUGCUGGAGGGCCGCAAGUCCAACAUCCGCAAGUCGGUGCAGGUGGCGUACCACCGGGCCAUGCAGCACCGCAGCAAGGUGCAGGGAGACCCGAGCAGCGAGACCAGCGACAGCGACUGAAAGGGAAGCUUCCCCCGUCCGGAGCACCGGCGCCAGACCCAGAUCCAGGGCCAGACCCAGGGCCUGUGACGCAGAGCGCGGCAAAGCGGGAGCCCGCGGCGCCGGGCCCCUCGGGACGCCGCGCGGGCGCUCAGCCGCGUUUGAGACCCGACGUGUAAGAUAUUGUAUUUAAGAGAAUUGAAAUUGAAUUAAUAAUGGUGGCGGGGAUGGAAAAUGUGUUCGGGAUCGGCAAUUCGAAAAUAUCACGUGUUCUCCGUCUGUUUGGUGGAAAAAAGGGACGACGGUUCACGGACUGAAGAAGAACAGA